AUGGAGGAAGAAAAGGCUAGGGAAUAUCAAGAAUUGGUGAAAUUAUUCAGCAAGGUUGAAGUGAAUGUGCCUUUGCUUACCAUGAUCAAGCAAAUUCCAAAAUAUGCCAAAUUCCUCAAGGAUCUUUGUGUGCACAAAAAGAAAUUAAAGGGGAAUGAAUUGAUAAGUAUGGGAAAGAAUGUUUCAGCAUUACUUCAGCCAGUACCUCAGAAGUGUGAAGAUCCAGGAGUUUUCACCGUGCCUUGUGUGAUAGGAGAUUGUAUCUUUGAGGAUGCGAUGUUAGAUCUUGGAGCUUCUAUUAAUGUGAUGCCUAAAUCAGUUUUUCAGUCAUUAAGAAUUGGACCUUUGCAGCCUACAGGUGUAGUGAUUCAGUUGGCCAACCGUAGUCAAGCACACCUAGCAGGAGUGAUUGAGGAUGUAUUGGUAAAAGUGAGGGAGUUAAUUUUUCCUGCAGAUUUUUACAUCUUAGAUAUGGAGGGUGAUGUGCUUGCAAACAGGGCUCUGCUUAUUCUUGGACGCUCAUUCUUGAAGACUGCUAGAACCAAGAUAGAUGUACAUGCAGGAACUCUUUCUAUGGAGAUAGGAGACACAGUGGUUCAUUUCAGCAUUUUUGAGGCUAUGAAGCAUCCUAGAGAGGAUCAUUCUAUACUUAGCAUGGAUAUCUCGGAGGAAUUGGAUGGCAUGGAGUUCUUGUCAGAUAUUGAUUCAGACUUAGAGGUUUCUGAUUUUGGUAUGGAGAAUGAAUUCGUUGCAUUGUUGGAAGAUAUUUUAGAUGUGGAAUCUGAUGUUAACUUAAGUGAAUGCGUAGGGGAUUGCUUAGGAGAAGCAUUACCCCUAGGAUCGCUCAGAGAGGAAGAGAUUCUGAGACAGCAUAGGAAGGCAAUUGGAUGGACUCUGGCAGACAUUCCUGGGAUCAUUCCUUCCAUUUGUAUGCAUAAGAUUCACUUAGAGGAGGAUGUGAGGCCAGUGAGACAACCACAGAGACGACUGAACCCUUUGAUUUUGGAUGUGGUAAAGAAGGAGGUGACUAGACUCUUACAGGCUGGCAUUAUUUAUCCAAUUUCUGAUAGUAAAUGGGUCAGUCUCAUCCAUGUGGUUCUGAAGAAGUCAGGGGUGACAGUGGUAGCUAAUGAAGAGAAUGAACUGGUGCCCACGGGAGUGAAGAAUUCCUGGAGAAUGUUAGAGCGGCUGGCAGGUAAAUCCCAUUAUUGUUUUCUUGACGGUUAUACUGGUUAUUUUCAUAUUUGCAUCGACCCAGAGGACCAGGAGAAGACUACCUUCACCUCCCCUUUUGGUACAUUCGCAUAUCGUAGGAUGCCAUUUGGAUUGUGCAACGCUCCAGAGUAUGGUAUUGUUUUAGGUCAUAUAGUCUCUAGGAAGGGCAUUGAAGUAGAUUCUGCUAAAGUUAGCACUAUAUCUUCUUUAUCUUACCCCGCAUGCGUGCGGGAGGUUCGAGCUUUUCUUGGACAUGCAGGUUUCUACAGGAGAUUUAUUAGAGACUUCAGUAAGAUUGCUCUACCAUUGUCUCAGCUGCUUCAGAAGGAUGUUUUGUUUGAUUUCGAUCAGAGGUGCAGAGAGGCUUUUGACAGAUUGAAGGAGGCUCUUACUUCAGCACCUAUUAUCAGACCCCCAGACUGGUCCUUACCUUUCGAGUUGAUGUAUCAUGCAGCUUUGAAGUAUCUCCUCAAGAAGCCUGAUGCAAAGCCUAGAUUAAUCAGAUGGAUGCUUCUGCUUCAAGAAUUCGACGUAGAGAUACGUGAUAGGAGCGGGAAGGAGAACUUGGUUGCCGAUCACUUGAGCAGGAUUGAAGGAGACUUGGACCAUUCAGCUAUUGAUGAUGAUUUCAGGGAUGAACAGCUUCUACAGCUGCAGGGUGAGUCUCCAUGGUUUGGAGUACCCAAGGCGAUCAUAAGUGAUCAAGGGUCUCAUUUUUGUAACAGAUACAUGAAGGCUUUGCUACAUAAGUAUGGGGUUACACAUAAAGUUUCUACAUCAUAUCAUCCUCAAACAAAUGGGCAAGCAGAAGUGUCUAACAGGGAGGUGAAAUCAAUUCUUGGAAAGACUGUGAGACCGGAUAGAAAGGAUUGGAGUAAGAGACUUGAAGAUGCACUAUGGGCUUAUAGGACUGCUUUCAAGACCCUUAUAGGAAUGUCUCCAUAUAGGAUUGUGUAUGGAAAAGCUUGCCAUUUACCCGUGGAGAUUGAGCAUAGGGCGUAUUGGGCGGUUAAAGCAUGCAAUCUUGAUAGUGAAACGGUUGGAGAAGAAAGGAAAUUGCAACUUCAAGAACUUGAAGAGAUUAGAUUGGAAGCUUAUGAGAACUCACGGAUUUAUAAAGAAAAGACCAAGAGAUUUCAUGACAAACAAAUUGAGGUGAAAGACUUCCAAAUUGGUGACAAAGUACUUUUAUAUCGAUCUCGUCUCAAAUUGAUUAAAGGUAAGUUGAGAUCUAGAUGGGAAGGACCUUAUUGUGUUACUAAUGUUUUCUUUUAUGGAGUGGUUGAGAUCCAGGAUAUGUCUACUGGCCAGAUUUUUAAAGUUAAUGGACAAAGGCUUAAAAAGUUUCAUGAAGGAGUUAAGGGCUUGGUGGUGGAGGAAAUGGAACAUGUUGAUGCUAUCUACCCGAGUUAG
Zingiber officinale is the source of this 2628-nucleotide messenger RNA. RefSeq lists its product as uncharacterized. Gene Ontology annotation, biological process: DNA integration. Gene Ontology annotation, molecular function: nucleic acid binding. Lineage: Eukaryota; Viridiplantae; Streptophyta; Magnoliopsida; Zingiberales; Zingiberaceae. The record is from RefSeq and is a predicted model, not a curated record. The coding region runs from base 1 to 2628 and encodes 875 amino acids. The transcript is spliced from 6 exons.